AUGGACAACGCCAACCCCGUGGUACAUGCGACGCGGGCGCAGGGCCCACGCAUGGCCGACCACAUGGCCGCCGACGAGGCGUGGUGGCGGCAUGAGCCGCUUGCGCCGUCGCACUCGCUCUUUGCGCAGGACGAAGAGGCCGACGACGAGGCGCCCGAGGCUCUCGAUGCACGCGAGGUCUUCGACCUCGUGCGCUCCAUCACGGAUCCCGAGCAUCCCCUCACACUCGAGCAGCUGGCCGUCGUCAAUGAGGCGCACAUCACUGUCGACGAGGGCGAUGCGGCCGCGCGCCGCGCGCCUACGGUGCACCUGGCCUUUACGCCGACGAUUCCCCACUGCAGCAUGGCCACCCUGAUUGGCCUGUCGCUGCGUGUGCGCCUCAUGCGUGCACUGCCGCCGCGCUACAAGGUCGAUGUGACGAUCCGGCCCGGCACGCACCAGUCGGAGGGCGCGAUCAACAAGCAGCUCAACGACAAGGAGCGCGUCGCGGCGGCCCUUGAGAACAAGCACCUCCUCGGCGUCGUCCACGGCUGCCUAGCGACGUCGGCGCUGCGUGGCGCAGAAGCUUGA
Molecule: messenger RNA, 570 nt
Organism: Malassezia sympodialis ATCC 42132
Lineage: Eukaryota; Fungi; Basidiomycota; Malasseziomycetes; Malasseziales; Malasseziaceae
Gene: CIA2
Product: iron-sulfur cluster assembly protein CIA2
Source: RefSeq, a predicted model, not a curated record